CAACGCGCGCGCCAUCCCAUUCGAACCAACUGUCUUCGAACCAUACCGUCCGAUUCUUGAAGUUAAGUCGACGUCCGGGCGCCAUUCCCACAGGCGGCCGACGUCUACUUCGCCAUGCGCUCACCCGCCUUUCCCCCGAGGCGCCCGUCCCAUCUUAUACGAUAUAUUUUCCCAGCUUUACUCCUCUUGGCCCUUUUCUAUUAUCUGUCCAACAAACCCGAAGUUUCAGAUGUUCCAAGUACACAUUUAAGCCCUGGCCAAGGCUCUUCCAAGAUACCACCGCCUUCCCCUCCUAAGAAGAACGAGUCGCCUGAGCCUGUGAAUCAGCCUAUAAAAACCCCACCAUCGAACCAAAAACCCGUACAUGAGAAUACAGAAGGAGUCAGCGACUCUAUCCACGAUUCGGAUUCUACACCCGUUAAACCGGUCCAACCCACCCCGCCGAAACCCAGCGCGGUCCACCCGAUUGACGAGCUCAUUAAGGCCGCCGACAAAGACUUUAAGGAUAUGCUUGCUAAGGAGUCGAGCACCCUCGCUGAAGCCGCCCAAGCCUAUCGCAAGCGUCGCGGCCGACAUCCACCUCCUGGGUUUGACAAAUGGUACGAAUUUGCUAAGGAUAACAAAGCUGUCCUGGUAGAAGACUUCUUCGACCAAAUUUACCAUGACUUGAGUCCUUUCUGGGGCUUAGAUGCCACCUCGAUUCGCAACGAGGCUAUGGGCUACGAGAUGGUCAUAAAUGUGCGCAACGGCAAUGCGAGCGCAGAAAGUGACUGGUUUUGGACGCAGAUCUGGCUUGAUAUGAUCCAGACCAUUGAACACCUGCUACCCGAUAUGGACAUAGCUUUAAAUGCUAUGGAUGAACCUCGACUUGUUGUGCCGUGGGAGGACAUAAAUGCUUAUAUGAAGAAAGAAAAACAGAGCCGAGUCCUUAGUCCAGCCAAAAGCAUCAUUGCUGAAUUUCAAAAACUGCCGCCUCCUGCUGGGCACGAUGAUAAGUCCCUCCAUACGGUUGAUAAGGAUUGGGAAGAUACAAGUCCGUACUGGCUGAUCGCCCGUCGAGGUUGCGCUCCUGAUAGUCCCGCUCGGAAGCAAUCCACGCUGACUUCCUACGACAACAAGCCCAACUUUGCGCCGUCAUGGGCAACCCCCCACCAAUACCAGGGCUAUGUAUCUAACUCGACUCUCUCGUCUGAGUUUUGCCACCAACCUGAUCUACAGGGUCUCGAGGGCAUCUUUAUCCAACCUUUAACUACGUCUGCUACGAAGGUCCUCUUUCCAAUGUUCGGGGGAAGCAAGCUGGCUACCAACAAUGAGAUUCUCCUCCCUGCUCCUAUGUAUUGGAAUGAGGAGGAGCGAUUCACUGGAGGGGAUGACCACGGUCCUUCAUGGGAUAACAAGAUUGGUCCUCUAAUUUGGCGUGGUGUGGCCACCGGUGGUCGCAAUAAUGAGUCGAACUGGAAGGGGUUCCAACGCCACCGAUUUGUCUCCAUGAAUAACGGAACGAAACUAGCGAGCGCCGAGGAAGGAUCGGAAGAUCCCAUCAAUUUCGAGCUACCCCAUGCUUCUUAUAACCUCGCGGCGCAGAAGGAAAAGCGACUUGGCUCUUGGGUUUCGGAAUGGUCCGACGUAGGAUUUACCGAUCUAUUCUGCGAUCCCGAGGUGGAACCGCCCCAAGAGGAUGGGCACUGCAUUUAUACCGACGAACACUACGAGACGGUACUCGGCCAAAAGUUGGCAGUUCAAUUUUAUUAUAAAUAUCUCCCAGAUAUAGAUGGAAACUCGUUCUCGGGGCGCUAUCUAGGUUUCCUGCGAAGCACGAGUUUACCUAUCAAGAGUACAUUGUGGCGUGAAUGGCACGAUAGCCGCUUAGUUGCCUGGAGGCACUUCGUACCGAUGGAUAAUCGUUUCGGUGAUUAUUAUGGCAUUAUGGAAUACUUCCUUGGUUAUGAGGACAGUAUCCCUGGCCAUGAUGACGUUGCUAAGAAGAUCGCGAUGGAUGGAAAAUCAUGGGCAGAGAAGGUGCUGAGAAAGGAGGACAUGCAGAUUUAUGUCUUACGAUUGCUGCUCGAGUAUGCUAGGAUUACAGACGACCGAAGAGAGAAUAUGGGUUGGGUGGAUGAUUUGCUCACGUGAGGGUAGCAAUAGGAUGGGUGCUUUGGAAGUGGUUAAGUGCGAUGCAUACCCCGGGGCGACGAGCUAUAUUGUACAACAUCGUCGAUUUACCAUACCAGGGCGGCGUUCAGGUGGUUUAACGGCAUGGAAAUGCUGGCAUAUGUGGGAAUGGGACACAUGAGCUCAAGCAUGUGGUGGUCGAUUGGCUUAGGGCAACUGGCGUUAGGUGGUGUAUUUCAAGACAAAAUACGGAGGUUUCUGCCUUCGUUUUUUCAAUAGUAAAUAAUAAGCAUCCUGCUAC
This is a messenger RNA of Hypoxylon trugodes, 2413 nucleotides long. Its product is annotated as glycosyltransferase family 90 protein. The record is from RefSeq and is a predicted model, not a curated record. The transcript is spliced from 2 exons. The coding region runs from base 115 to 2133 and encodes 672 amino acids. NCBI's taxonomy places the organism in Eukaryota, Fungi, Ascomycota, Sordariomycetes, Xylariales, Hypoxylaceae.